AUGCAACCAUACUUCGGCCUACGCGGCGCUCUUUUGAAUCGCGCCAUCAUCUGGCUGGUCGUCUGCCCAGCCUUUGUGUGCUAUGGAUACAACCAGGGAGUGACAGGGGGUCUCCUCACGCUGGAGUCGUUUGCGGAGACGUUUCCCCAGAUGAACACCUUGACCACCACUGGGGCCCAGCAGCACUACAACUCCACCAUUCAGGGUACAGUGGUCGCUCUGUACACCGUCGGCGGCAUAUUCGGAUCACUAUCAUGCAUCUACCUCGGCGAUCUCCUCGGCCGGAAAAAGGUGAUCUUUAUCACCUCGGCCAUAUCUAUAAUCGGGGCCUUGCUGAUGGCCACUUCUUUCGGACUGGCUCAAUUCAUCGUGGCACGCGUUGUACUUGGACUGGGAACGGGCGGUUAUGUUGCAACCGUGCCUGUGUGGCAGGCCGAGAUCUCGCAGGCGGGCAAGCGUGGCGCCCAUGUGGUGACAGAUGGUAUCUUCAUUGGGGCGGGCAUUACCAUAUCGCUGUGGAUUGACUUCGGAUUCUACUUCGUCACGGGUAACUCCGUGUCGUGGCGGUUCCCGCUCGCCUUCCAGAUCGUCCUGUCGCUGAUGGUGAUGGCCUUCAUCAUAUUCUUCCCAGAGUCACCCCGGUGGCUGAUAAAGCGGAAUCGUACCGAGGAGGCCCGUGAAAUCCUGACUGCGCUGGCAGAUGUCGACCCCAACGACGAAAGCAUCACCCUGGCUAUGCGCGACAUUGAACGGUCGCUGGCACUCUCGGGAUCUGGAUCGUGGAAGGACAUGCUGAGCAUGGGCGAACAGCGACUCUUCCAUCGGACGGUGCUGGCUGCGGCAGGCCAGAUGUUCCAGCAGAUGUGCGGAAUCAAUCUCAUCACAUUCUACGCGACUACCAUUUUCCAACAAUAUCUAGGCCUGGAUGCCAUACCAUCACGUAUUCUGGCUGCUGCCAUGUGCCUCACUCAGCCACUGGGCGGAUUUCUCGCUUUCUUCACAAUUGAUCGGCUCGGUCGGCGAGUUCUGAUGCUGUGGAGUGCUGUGGGCAUGUCCGCCUCGAUGGCUAUCCUAGCCGGAACAACGUCCCGAUCCGAUGAUACCGCAGCGCUGGUCGUAGCGGUGGUGUUCCUUUUCGUGUUCGAGUUCAUCUUCACCGUGGGAUACUCGGGGCUAACCUUUCUCUACGCGACGGAGGUCGCACCACUGCAGCUGCGAGCGGCCAUCAGUGCAGUUUCAACAGCUGCCGUGUGGACCUUCAACUUCCUCCUAGCUGAAGUGACCCCGGUGGGCUUCGAUACGAUCGGAUACCAAUACUACAUCAUCUUCGCGGUGUUGAACGCAGUGAUCGUGCCGACCGUGUACUUCUUCUUCCCAGAGACGAAUGGUCGGUCGCUGGAGGAGAUUGACGAAAUCUUCCUGCAGUCGAAGAGCGUGUUUGACCCACCGCGACUGGCAAGAACGUUGCCGCGGAUGCAUCUGGCAGAGGUGGUGGAUGAUCCAGAGGAGGUGGCCGAUGCGAAGGUGGGCAAGAGUUGA
Molecule: messenger RNA, 1539 nt
Organism: Aspergillus vadensis CBS 113365
Lineage: Eukaryota; Fungi; Ascomycota; Eurotiomycetes; Eurotiales; Aspergillaceae
Product: putative MFS sugar transporter
Exons: 2
Coding region: 1-1539 (512 amino acids)
Biological process (GO): transmembrane transport; carbohydrate transport
Cellular component (GO): membrane
Molecular function (GO): carbohydrate:proton symporter activity
Source: RefSeq, a predicted model, not a curated record